Messenger RNA from Iphiclides podalirius (scarce swallowtail), 741 nucleotides. Lineage: Eukaryota; Metazoa; Arthropoda; Insecta; Lepidoptera; Papilionidae. The record is from the annotation of a GenBank genome assembly.
AUGAACACGUUCCGUGCAACCUUAUCAGACCUCGUUGCUACAAUCAAAGCACAAAAUACGCGAUUAGACAGCCUGGAGACAAGAAUAGAUUCUCUUGAAGAAAAAGUGAAAGAAUCUAAAACCCAGGACUUUCAAGCGAUGCAGGAUACUAUUUUGCGGCUACAACUUGAGAUACAGGAACGUGAUCAAGAAGCCCUGGCGAAUGAUAUAGAGAUUUCAAAUCUCCCUGAAUCGACAAAUGAGAAUGCCAUCCACAUCCUUCUCACUGUAGCGAAAAAACUAGGAGUAGAUCUGGACGAGCGGGACGUGGUGCAUGUGGAGCGUGCGGGACCAGUGCACGCACACUUAGAGGGCAAAACGUCGCCACGCCCGCGUGCGCUGGUCGCCCGCUUAUCUAGACGCGCACUGCGGGAUUCACUGCUGCGGGCAGCACGCGUUCGCCGUGGUCUUACAACGGAGGGAAUUACUUCUAUAGUACCACUGGAAGCGUUAAAGAUGGUGGGCUUCCAGUACCUUCCAUCCGUGGACCUUCCCCAGCCAGCUCGUAUUCACGCAACGGCAUUCCAGACCCGAAGCUGCCGCCUAUUAGCAUACGUAUACGAACGAGACCGCACGCAACACAAUGGCUCAAUAACAGCGCUUGAAGCGUUCCACGUUCGUAUCCCGCGCAAUGUCGAAAGUGACGCGCAUCACGUUGGAAUUGACGGUAGUUCGGGCACCGACGGUACGGUUACCGCAGCG